UGAGUUCUUAUUUUUAUGGGGUGUUUGUUCUCGUUUGGCUAUAGAACUGUCAAGUUCACAAAUCACGGGGCAACUGUGCGGGGCAGAGAUUACUGAUACAGUGUAGUUUAUCUUGAGAUACGUAACAAAACACGCGUGUGUAAAUUUGUAAUAUGCUGAGAGUAAUAUUAUUGGUUUGUUUGUGUGUUACUACGGCUGAUUUUUCUGAAGUGAGGAAAAGUAAAUUAGUCAUUGACAAUGACGCAGGGGGUGAUGACGCAAUGGCUAUAUUCCUCACCUUGUUAUAUGAGAAACACUUCGACGGGCCAAAGCUGGUGGGAUUAACCACUGCAAACGGGAAUACACCAGAACAUAAAGUAUAUUUCAAUAACCAAAGAAUACUUAGAAUAGCUAACAGACAAGAUAUACCAAUCUUCAGAGGGUCUAAAUCCUCACUGGUGACGACCCCGGAUGCUGGCGCGUGGUUUGGAAAUGAUGGUCUCGGAGAUUCAGGUCUCAACUUUGAUGACCUGGUGCCAGCACAGGAGAAGAAUGCUGUAACAGCACUUAUAGAUCUGUCUAAAACUUAUAAAGGAGACUUGAUUGUUCUAACUAUCGGAACACUAACGAAUGUAGCGUUAGCUAUAAAAACAGAUCCGGAAUUUCUAGAUCGAUUGGACCAUUUAUACGUGGCUGCAGGUCAUAUUCAUGAUGAUGAAAACCCAGAUGCAGAGUUCAAUGCACACAUGGAUGUGGAAGCUUAUCACAUAGUGGCCAAGAAUGCCAAUCCCGAAAAAGUCACUUUCUUACCGUUCUCUCAAGUUAUGACGCAUUUGAAUAUUACCAGGGCAUGGAGAGAAGAAGUCUUUGGAGCAAUAGACACAGAUAUAAUCAGGGCUAUGAAUCAAUUCGAAAGCGUGUCGCUACCAAAAAGUGACAGGUGGCAUGCUUUAGACCCGGCAGCCGUGGCUGUAGUGGUCAAACCUAGUCUAGUCAGCGAAUGUCAGUAUUCUAAGCAUGAUAUACAUUUAUGUGGUCAAAAAAGAGGAUUGACGACAAACACGUUCGUGGACAAGGCAGAAGCAAACGCAAGGAUCGUGUAUUCAUACAAAGAAGAAGAAUAUAAGAAAUUCUUGUUGGAUGUGUUUUCUAGAAAAUGAAGACAAAAUCUGAUCUUA
Messenger RNA from Ostrinia nubilalis (European corn borer), 1157 nucleotides. RefSeq lists its product as uncharacterized. The transcript is spliced from 8 exons. NCBI's taxonomy places the organism in Eukaryota, Metazoa, Arthropoda, Insecta, Lepidoptera, Crambidae. The record is from RefSeq and is a predicted model, not a curated record. Gene Ontology annotation, molecular function: hydrolase activity, hydrolyzing N-glycosyl compounds. Bases 153 to 1139 code for a protein of 328 amino acids.